Molecule: messenger RNA, 2344 nt
Organism: Drosophila hydei
Lineage: Eukaryota; Metazoa; Arthropoda; Insecta; Diptera; Drosophilidae
Product: myb-like protein AA
Exons: 3
Coding region: 19-2019 (666 amino acids)
Source: RefSeq, a predicted model, not a curated record
UCGAAAUUUUUUCAAAAUAUGCCACGUUUCGGUUUCAGAAAAAUUUUAAACCACUACAAAGACUCGCAUGAGGAACACAGUUCAGCCACCGAACAGCAGCUGGACAAUCACUCCAAUCAAACAGAGCGCGAUGUCAUCAGCUGCGAGGAGAACGAUUCAGUAGCCACUGAGCUGACCGAGUCAAUGCCAAGCCACGAGCAAUUUCAUAUCGACGACGAGAUGGAACUGCAGCCAACUGCCGAUACACAAUUUGGGCGGCAAAGCAACAGCGAUUAUAGUCUGCCAGCUGGGCGUAAGUUCAUUAGACCCAAGUUGAACGCCAGACGCAACAGUUCGCGCCGACCGAAGGCCAUGCGACAAAGGAAAUCGUGUGCCAUUUGCGGAAAACAGCGAGAAAUCAGUGUUGGCUACGCAUCCGAUGGAUGUAUUUGUGAUGCAUGCAAUGCGACGAUUCUGUCAACAUUUAAGAAUUUCAUGGAUAGAUCCCAACGUUUUCCAUCGGGCCAACAGCAGCAGGAGGAGGAGACGCAGCCGUACCAUGAAUACGGGCAAUCACUGAAGCAGCGGAGAAGCCAAUCUCAAUCUCAAUCUCAACAGAGACCAUCGAUUCACAGUCAAGUAGAGCAACCAAUCUACAGUCAACAGAGAUUACCAUUUCCCAGUCAACCACCAUCAACGCUCAGCCAAAAGAGGCCAUCAGCUCAACUAGUUGAAGGUCAAGAGAUGCACUAUAAUCAACAGGCAAGCCAAACUCAACAGGCACAGCAGCCCACCGCCAAUCAGGGCGAUGUGCCACCCUUCAGUAUUGUAGUGCUGCAGGAUUGCGAGAAUAUCAAUCAGCUGAUUGAUCAGUUGAAAAGUGUCUUGGUGCAGAUGCUGCCACAGCAAUGCAACAAUGCAAAUAACAAGAACAACAACAACAACAGAAGCAGCAAUAACAAUAAUAACAGAAGCAACAAUGGGAGCUUUGAUUAUGGCAGGAAUUACACGGAUAAUCGCUGUCCCUUAAGCCAAGCUAAUACCUGUUCCUGCUCUCCGCCCGUCUAUUAUGGCACUGAUGCAUCUUCCUGCACAUGCGAAGCUCCAAGUAAUCAACAGAAUCGUGAGCACAAUUUUAAUCAGCCCAGGAAAUAUGAUUGGCGUGAACGCCUCGAAUGUGAUUGCUCGUGUGACAUGGAUGCUGGAUCAGAGCAGAGCAACAAGCGGAAGAACAGGAAAAAAAACCACAAGAAAAAAGCUAAUAAAAAUAAAAACAACAAAAAUCGAAGGAACAAUGCAAACAACAAUCAGAACAAAGUCGACGAGGACGACGACGAUUGCGAUUGUUCUAUUAUUGAUGAUAACGAAGACGAUGCAGCUAACUGCUCUGGCUGUAAUUGCGUUUGCUGUAAACAGAAUUCGAAUAAUGAGACGCUGUUUAAGCUCUUCGUACAGAUAUUGCAGAUUUUGCGCGACUCUGCCAAAGAUACGGAAAGUUCUAAGAAGGGUAAGAAGUCCAAGAAGGGCAAAGGCUCGAAGAAGGGAAAGAAAGACGCGGAAGAUAGUGAGAAGAAAGAGGGGAACGGCAAAUCGAAAGGUAAAGCAAAUGCCAAAGGCAAUCGUCAAAUGAAUAAUUCCAAUUUGAACUCAUCUGAAUCGAAUAACCAGAGAAGCAAUCGAGAUGGGGGAGCACGCGGGCCGAACGUUAGACGCAAUUGUCCGCCCGAGUGCAUAGGCGCGACGACGAGGGCGCUGGAACCAUGGAAGCAGCAAGCCUACUGCUGCAGAACUCAGCCAGCCAGAUUCAAGUGUUGCAAGCAUCCGGAUCGAGUGGGUGCAGGUGAUGCCACAAAAUGUGGCAACAUUGGCCAGUGGUCAGCUGCAAAGGGUUUUCAGGCAGUGGCUCAUUAUCGACCCGGCACGGUGAUGUCUCCGGUUACCUAUUUGCUCGCCGAGAAUGGCGAGUGUGUGCGGCGUAGUCUGGUCCGCACUGCGGCAGGUGCCACACUUCAUGAGCGCGUGCAAAGCGAAGCAUUUUAGAUGUCUAUGCAUCCAUAUCGAACGGCCAAUCCGAAUUGUGCUUCCGGCAGUUCGGGCAGACCCAUUCGCUCUCGGUCCGAACAGUUUCCGAGUUGAGUACACAAAUUACGCAUUGUGUAGAUCGUAUAUAGUAUCUGAUUCAUUUAUAUGGAAGUCUCCUCCCAUUUGGCAUUAUAUACCUAUAUGGAACAUAUAAUGCAUAAUUUUGCUCAGCCGCGUAGUGGUUUAUAAUUACACAGUCAAACAAAUCAGUAUCAGAAAAUUUCCGUAAAUAAUCAAGAUCCAUUAUCAGUAUAUUUAAUAAAAUGGCAAAACACAGGGAAAA